GGGGGAAGAUGUAUGGCGAUGUGGUUAAGGACCAGCGAGGCGCAGCCGCGACUCUGAAAAGUGAAGACAUCAUCGCACCCGCCGCGGAAUACACAUUCCCCCACCAACCGCUCAUCGACGCACCCACGGCGGCAGCCAAGAAGCCCAAACGACGCUAUUCGCGCUCGACCCCCGCCACCGACCUCGCCAUCCCGUUCUCCGGGUCGAUCCCGCUGCGCGACCCGUGUUUCCCCUCCGCGCCGGGGCUGACGAUCGCGAGUUGGAACGGCGUGCCGGUGUAUCAGAUGGCGUGUACGAGGGUCGUCAGCGUCCCCGUUGCGCUCCCCAUGCCCGCCUCGGCCAACGAUACCACCACCGACACCCCAACCCCACCCUCCACAUCCCCCCCUCAGGUACCGCAAACCACCACAACAACCCGAACGACGACGCAGGUCAUGCGCCGCCAGUCCGACGGCUGGGUCAACGCAACCCACAUCCUCAAAGCCGCCGGGGUCGCGCGCGCCACUCGCCUACGUGUCCUGGAGCGUGAUCUGCAUAAUGGGCCGCAUGAGAAGGUGCAGGGGGGGUAUGGGAAGUACCAGGGGACGUGGGUACCGGUGGAGAUUGCACAUCGAUUGGCGGAACAGAACGGGAUUCUGGAGACGCUGCUGCCGCUUUUGAGGGCCGGUGGGACCGAUCCGACCGUCGGCCAUGGGCCCGUUGCUGCAAAAACAACACCGCAGCCACCGACAAUCAACGUCAUCGCGCCCUCCGCGUCGACGACACCGACGUCGCCGACGGGGCGUGGGGAUGGACUUGCCGUUGCCGGUGGUGUAUAACACCAUCCAUCCCUCAAAACAACCACGCGGAAUAGUUCGACCUCAUGAACCUCUCAAAUAACAUUUCGGGUCCGCUCACACGAGCUUUCUAUGAGCUUCUUCGUUUGAUUUUGGCUACGAGAGAACCGGCAGGCAGGCGGGGUGUUUUGGGUUUAUUUUAUUCAACCUUACUUUUGGGAAACGAAGGGAGCGUAUUUAGACGGUGUAAUUUUAAGCUUUUUUUUUGGUUGAGGAGGGUGGGGUAUUUAUGAUGACUUUAUUGAAGGGAAGGAGGGGUUGUAUAGUAGGUUGUAAUGGGGGGUAAAUGGAUAAAUAAUGAACGUAAUGUUAGUUGUGUUAUAUGUCAGUUGGAAAUGCAUCUGAAGGUUAUAU
This is a messenger RNA of Fimicolochytrium jonesii, 1190 nucleotides long. Its product is annotated as transcription regulator HTH, apses-type DNA-binding domain-containing protein. The transcript has 2 exons. The record is from RefSeq and is a predicted model, not a curated record. The coding region runs from base 9 to 818 and encodes 269 amino acids. Gene Ontology annotation, cellular component: MBF transcription complex; SBF transcription complex. Gene Ontology annotation, molecular function: DNA binding; transcription regulator activity. NCBI's taxonomy places the organism in Eukaryota, Fungi, Chytridiomycota, Chytridiomycetes, Spizellomycetales, Powellomycetaceae.